Messenger RNA from Brassica oleracea var. oleracea, 1914 nucleotides. RefSeq lists its product as uncharacterized. The transcript has 3 exons. Gene Ontology annotation, molecular function: zinc ion binding. NCBI's taxonomy places the organism in Eukaryota, Viridiplantae, Streptophyta, Magnoliopsida, Brassicales, Brassicaceae. The record is from RefSeq and is a predicted model, not a curated record. Bases 1 to 1914 code for a protein of 637 amino acids.
AUGGUGAAGUCUUCUGUGGAUAAACAUAACCAUCUCAAGAGCAGCAAAGCAAGGAUGUUGAAGCAUGGUACAAUUGCAAGGCAAUAUAAAGAUGAAUCAAGAAGAAGGCCUGGUAUUAAGUGGACUGACAUCAAGGAUGAGAUAAUGAUGAGGUACAAUCUCUCUGUUUCUAAGUGGAUAUGCACGAAAGCAAGAAGAAUGGCUCUAGACUUGGUUAUAGAAACGCAGAGGGAACAAUUUUCCAAACCGUGGGACUAUGAGAGGGAGCUUCAGCGUUCAAAUGAUAAUACCACGACUGAGAAUGUGACUAUUCCUCGUGAAGAUGGUAGGUUUGUCUUCGAUAGAUUCUACAUCUGUUUUGAGAAUCUGAGGACCACAUGGAAGCGUUGUUGCCGGCCUAUUAUUGGACUUGAUGGAGCGUUUAUGAAAUGGGAGUUAAAGGGUGAGAUUCUUGCAGCUGUUGAACGGGAUGCGGAUAAUAGGAUUUAUCCUAUAGCUUGGGCAAUAGUUAGAGUUGAAGAUAAUGCCUCAUGGGUUUGGUUUGUUGAUAAGUUGAAAUAUGAUUUGGAUUUGGGUUUAGGAAAUGGAUUCACUAUCAUAUCCGACAAGCAGAAAGGUCUGAUUAAUGAUGUUGCAGACCUCCUUCCCGCCGCAGAGCAUAGACAUUGUGCUAGACACAUUUUUGCAAAUUGGAAGAAGGUCUAUGGAGCAUCAGAGUAUGAAGAUUAUUUCUGGGCAAUUGAAUACAACUUCACUAAAGGUCAUUAUCAGUUCAAUUUGCACGCCUUAGAAGUGUUCGAUGCAAAUGCACAUGAGGACUUACUGAAAACAGAACCGAAGACAUGGUGUAGAGCGUUUUUCAGUACACACGCACGAUGCGAGGAUGUGUGUAACAACCUCUCCGAAAGUUACGACAGAACAAUCAGGGAAGCUCGUAAGUUGCCAUUGAUUAACAUGCUCGAGGAGGUUAGGAGGCUUGCAAUGAAGCGUAACUCUCGAAGGCGUGACAAAACAAGUGGUUGUUCAACUCCAUUUCCACCGAACAUUAUGGAGAUCUUUGAGCAAAACCGCAAAGCAAGUGACCACUGCACAGUGAUCAAAAGUAGUGAAAGCUUAUAUGAAGUCAGUGAGUUCGAUUGUUGCUACAAGGUAUGUCUUCCAUAUAAGCAUUGUGCUUGUAAUCGAUGGGACCUCACGGGGAUACCUUGUCAACAUGCUAUCUAUGUCAUAAAUGAGCAUAACAAGGAGCCUGAAGAGUGGCAAGAGACCUAUGAAAACAACAUAAAACCUGUCAACGGAGAGAGACUGUGGGAGAAGACAUUCAAAGAUCCUAUACAAAUUCCUGACAAAAGGAAAAUGCCAGGACGUCUAAGAAAUUAUGAUAGGAUCAACGAGGCACAUGAGUCCAAGACAAACCCGACAAAGGCUACGAGAGAAGGUAGACGCAUGACAUGUAGCAACUGUACGAAAACUGGUCAUAACUGUGGAACUUGUACUCGACAAGCUGUUCCUGAUGUUCCGAAACACAAAAGAGGACGGCCAAAAAAGACACCAACUCCGGAUGAUCCGUGGAGCAUUCAAAAUGCACCGAAGAGGAGGAGGAAUGCUCAAAGCCAGUUAACACCAAACCCGGUUAGCACACAACCUUGUAUUGAUCCACAACCUUCAACUGCUCCACAGCCUUCAAAUGCUCCAAAUGUUAGAGGACGUGGUCGUCCCCGCGGAAGAGGGAGAGGGCGUGGUCGAGCUCGUGGAAGUGAGCGUGAGCCUCUGAUUCCAAGAGAGUCUGGUUGCUAUAUUUCUCCCUUCUCUGGUCGUGUGUUUGAUGUAUGGGGGGCCUGCACAACCACCUCAAGACUCUUAGGAUUUAUCUCUUUCUUUAUCUUCUUGUCUCACUUCUCUAAAACUUUGUAG